AAUCAAAAUUGGCUUCUUCUGCAGUAGCAACAGCAAUGGCUGCACUACCAUCCCUCUCUUUACAAUACUUCGCCAAAACAUUCCUCACACACACUUCAUCAUUUCGCAUGCUUCAUCGUCUCACUUGUUCCUUCUCUACUUCUUCUUCUUCCUCGUCUUCCUUAGAAUUCGACAUUUCCUUCGCGCCCUCUAAACACAAGCCCAAGCUUGAAUCCAAGACCACCGAGGCAGACCCAAUUCCUGACGACGAUGACGCUCCCGGUGGAGCCGGGCAGCUCUUUAUCCCCUGGAUUGUUCGUGGCGAGGAUGGUAACCUCAAGCUUCAAGCUCACCCUCCUGCGAGUCUUCUUCAGGCCGUGGCCGAUUCUGAAAUUGGUCCUAAGAAGAAGAAGAAGAAGAAGAAGCAGAAAGCUGAAAAGAGUACCUCGGAGCCGAAGCACUCCAAGGCAGCCCGAAGGUUCUACAACGAGAAUUUCAGAGACUCGGGGAUGCGGUUAAGUAAGGUUCUUGCCGCUGCCGGAGUUGCAUCCCGACGGAGUAGUGAGGAACUUAUAUUUGAAGGCACGGUUACUGUUAAUGGCUCUGUGUGUAAUACUCCGCAGACUAGAGUUGAUCCUGCAAAGGAUGUCAUCUAUGUCAAUGGGAACCGCCUUCCUAAGAAGCAGCCCCCAAAGGUGUAUUUUGCCUUGAACAAGCCAAAAGGGUACAUUUGCUCGGCUGGGGAGAAGGAGUCUAAAUCUGUAAUAAGUUUAUUCGAUGAUUAUUUGAAGAAUUGGGGUAAAAGAAAUCCCGGAGUACCCAAACCACGGCUAUUUACUGUAGGGCGCCUUGAUGUUGCAACCACUGGGUUAAUUAUUGUGACUAAUGACGGUGAUUUUGCUCAGAGACUUUCACACCCAUCAUCUAAUUUAUCAAAGGAAUACAUUGCAACAAUUGAUGGUGCAGUUCAUAAGCGGCACCUAAUAGCCAUAAGUGAGGGAACAACUAUUGAGGGCCUUCACUGCGUACCUGAUGUUGUGGAGUUGCUUCCACAUCAGCCAGAUGCACCUAGAGCUCGUCUUCGUAUUGUGGUUCAUGACGGGAGGAAACAUGAAGUUCGUGAACUUCUGAAGAAUGCUGGGCUUGAGGUUAGCUUUAACAAUAUUCAUUCGUUAAAGCGAGUGCGCGUUGGCGGUUUUAAACUUCCAUCAGAUCUCGGGAUAGGGAAGCACAUUGAACUAAAACCCACAGAUCUGAAGGCAUUGGGGUGAAAGAGUUGAAAAAGGUUGCUCCUUAAUUGCUAUAGCUAAAAAUAUUACUUCGACUGGUCGUUUCAGCCAAAGGCAACUCCGAAGCUAACAUUUCAAGAAGUUGAAAGUGUGAAUCCCGGUUUCUUUCUUGAAACUGUUUUGGGAAUAGGACUGAGAAGUGCUUGAUGAUAUCUCAUGCUGUGAUGCCGAUGAGAUGCUCUCAAAACAAAGCUAUCUAUCUACCUAUGGAAGAGUUUGGAGAAGAUUUUAGACUAAGAAAUGAUAUUAUGGCCUUUUUGUCAAUUUGAAUGAUGAUGUUAAUGUACUAAAUGUACCAGAGAUGAUGAACUAUAUAUGAUAUUUGAACUGUAGGGAUACAGUAAAAUUUGCCAAUUCAAGAGGGACAUGAAGUCAUCAUCCCUGUAUUAGGAA
Molecule: messenger RNA, 1661 nt
Organism: Prosopis cineraria
Lineage: Eukaryota; Viridiplantae; Streptophyta; Magnoliopsida; Fabales; Fabaceae
Product: putative ribosomal large subunit pseudouridine synthase SVR1, chloroplastic
Exons: 10
Coding region: 36-1250 (404 amino acids)
Biological process (GO): plastid translation; maturation of LSU-rRNA from tetracistronic rRNA transcript (SSU-rRNA, LSU-rRNA, 4.5S-rRNA, 5S-rRNA); pseudouridine synthesis
Cellular component (GO): chloroplast
Molecular function (GO): RNA binding; pseudouridine synthase activity
Source: RefSeq, a predicted model, not a curated record